This is a messenger RNA of Capronia epimyces CBS 606.96, 2361 nucleotides long. RefSeq names its product beta-glucosidase. Bases 1 to 2361 code for a protein of 786 amino acids. The record is from RefSeq and is a predicted model, not a curated record. NCBI's taxonomy places the organism in Eukaryota, Fungi, Ascomycota, Eurotiomycetes, Chaetothyriales, Herpotrichiellaceae. Gene Ontology annotation, molecular function: beta-glucosidase activity. Gene Ontology annotation, biological process: glucan catabolic process. The transcript is spliced from 3 exons.
AUGGCGCUCAUCAUCCGGGCCACAGUACUCAUCUUGACGAGUUUAGCUUGCGCUCAAGACUAUGACUCGUCCCCUCCAGUGUACCCGAGUCCUCUGACCUCAGGUAUUGGCUGGGAAACCGCCUUCACCCAAGCAGAAGCAUUCGUCUCAAACCUGACCCUAGAAGAGAAGGCCCAACUCGUCACCGGCACUUCAGGUCCAUGUGUCGGGAAUAUCGGCGCCAUCUCGCGUCUAGGCUUCAACGGCUUGUGUCUUCAAGAUGGGCCUUUGGCAAUCAGACAAGCCACGUAUGCGUCUGUGUUCCCAGCAGGCCUCACGACCGCAGCCUCAUGGGAUAGAGAGCUCAUGUAUGUUCGUGGAUUGUACUUGGGAGCUGAGUUCAGGGGCAAGGGAAGUCACGUCGCACUUGGUCCGGUCGUUGGACCGCUGGGCCGCUCAGCGUAUGGCGGGCGUAACUGGGAAGGCUUCUCCCCAGACCCAUACCUUACCGGUGUGGCCGCUGAACAUACCAUCUUGGGGACGCAGCAAAGCGGUGUCCAGGCUUGCUUAAAGCAUUACAUCGGAUACGAGCAGGAAACACAGCGAAACCCUGGACUUUCCGUUGACAAUAUUACGAUCGAGGCAAUUUCUUCGAAUAUCGACGAUCGAACGAUUCACGAGCUGUACCUAUGGCCCUUUGCAAAUGGUGUUCGUGCUGGAGUGGCCUCCAUAAUGUGCUCCUAUAACAGGGUCAACGGAUCUUAUGGGUGUCAAAACUCGAAGACACUCAACGGGCUGCUGAAAACGGAACUCGGCUUCCAAGGCUAUGUUGUGUCAGAUUGGGGUGGUACUCAUGCUGGGGUCGAUGCCAUCAACAGCGGACUAGACAUGGACAUGCCCGGACCCAUCGAUCGAUCCCAGAAUUCGUCUUUCUUCGGCGGCAACGUUACGGAAGCGGUCAACAACGGGACGCUCUCCGCAGAACGGGUUGAUGACAUGGCUCGACGGAUCAUGACACCUUACUUUUACCUGCAACAAACCAAUUUCCCACCUAUUGACGGCGAGGAGCCGACAUUGAAUGAUGAGUUUCCUCCCUAUGAAGAUCAAUUCAUUCUCGGCCCCUCAAACGUGGACGUCCGGGACCAUCAUGCCCAACUGAUACGUCAGCUGGGCGCUGCCGGUACUGUACUACUCAAGAAUACAAACAACAUACUUCCAUUGCAAGCGCCAAAAACGAUUGGAGUAUUUGGGAACGACGCAGGUGAUCUGGUCGAUGGCGAAUAUUUCUCCGGUUCCACUUUUCAGAAUCAGUUCGGUUUCGAAUAUGGCAACCUCCCCGUGGCCGGCGGCAGCGGCACAGGCCGUUUAUCAUACCUCGUAUCUCCGCUGGAAGCCAUCAAAGGCCGCGCUGUUCAAGACGGAACACUCGUGCAGUAUAUCUUGAACAACACGUUGAUUACUAGUCCUGGCGGCCUAGGCGGCAUCGUGCCUGUGCCAGAAGUCUGUCUUGUCUUCCUGAAGACUUGGGCUUCCGAGGGGAUUGACCGCGUCAGCCUCGAGGCAGACUGGAACAGCACGGGAGUGGUGCACUCUGUGGCCACAUACUGCAAUAACACUGUGGUAAUCACGAACUCCGGGGGCCUGAACGUGAUGCCGUGGGCGGAAAACCCAAAUGUGACGGCCAUAUUAGCCGCUCACCUACCCGGGCAAGAGUCCGGCAAUUCACUCGUUGACAUCCUUUAUGGUGCGGUCAAUCCGAGCGGUAAACUGCCCUAUACCGUCGCAUUGAACGAGAGUGACUACAACUAUGCGUUGAUCACAAACUCGACGGAACUGGUCGAAACCGAAAACCCGAACGCGUGGCAGUCCAACUUCACCGAAGGGCUGUUGAUCGACUACCGCCAUUUCGACUAUUACAAUCAAUCGGUCGCAUUCGAGUUUGGGUUCGGCCUGUCAUACACGACCUUCAACAUGUCCGGUCUGAGUGUUGCGGAGACGGUGUUCGGCAACAUCAGUUCCUUGCCCGACCCAGUUCUCCCUGUUCCCGGUGGCAAUCCGUCGCUCUGGGGCGUGUUGUACACCGUGAACGUCACCGUCACCAACACAGGCAACGUGACAGGUGCCACUGUGCCACAGUUAUAUUUGUCCCUACCCCAGAUUCCGGACGUCGGGCCGACACCGGUCAAUGUAUUGCGCGGAUUUGACAAGAUCACGCUGCAAGCCGGCGAGAGCCGGUGGGUGUUGUUUCCCCUGACACGGCGGGACCUGAGUUACUGGAGUGUAUCAAUACAAAACUGGGUGAUUCCUUCAGGGUCUAUCGGUAUUAAUGCAGGGUUUAGUAGUCGCGACAUCCGGCAGUCCUCGCAGAUGACGGUGGUUUGA